AGUGAGGCUCAAAGAUUCAUGGCGUCACAUGUCGGGGCCACCCUAACACGGCGUUCUUCCGCCCGGCCGGUCAAGACUGCCCAUGGAGCCUGACGAGGAAGCGCGGAAGAUCCUCAAAAAGGCGGAGGACCUCUUAGUGCUGGGGAAGAUCUUAGAAGCGCUCGAACAGGCGCAGAUCGCUCGGGACUACUACCUCGAGAGCGGGGACACCGCUCUCGAGGCCGAGGCCUUCCGGAUCGAGGUCUUGGCCAAGCAGGAUGAUGGCGAGUAUGGUGCCGUCAACGGCGAGCCCACGGUGAAAGCCCCAGAGAUCGAUUUGCUUUGUGAGAUCGAGCUAGCUCGCUUCCAAGCUGCUGAGCACUUUAAGGCGGAAGCAGUGAUUUUGUACACCUUGGUGGAGGUCAAUGUGACCCGGCCGUUGCACAAGAUGCGCGGUGAGAGCCAGCGCUGGUGCGAGGAAUCCCAACGGAUCUUCAACGAGCUGGGCGACACCUUCUGGGAGGGUCGAGCGGCGUUGAUGAUGGUGAAUGUGCUGCACAAGUUUCAACAGCCUAAAGAAAUGCACCGCUAUGCCAAGCAGGCCUACGAGCUCUUUGGCGUGGUGGGCGAUCGCAAGAGGCAGGGCAUGUCGCUCCACGCGAAGGCUCUGGCGUGUUUGAACGAGAAGAACACGCCUGGAGCCGUGGAGAACGCCUUGGAGGCCUUGAGUAUCUACCGGGACAUUGGAGACCGGCGUUUGGAGAUCGCUGAGCUGAAGACCAUCGCCAUCUGGCGGAUGACCCUUGAGGGGAAGCAGGGCAAGAUCGCCGCGCGCGAGGCGGUGGAGGCCGUGGAGUUGUCGCGGAAAUAUCCAGAGCCCAACCAGGAGACUGUGACACUCCAUGUGGCACUGCAAGCCCUGCUGAACAUCGGCGAGCGGAAGCAGGCGAAGGAGCUGGCCUCAGUCUCCCUAAAGCGCUUCGAGAAGGACCCCAAGCUCUACUUAGAAGUGGCGACCUUGAAGGUGUUCUUGUCCCAGCUGGAAGGUGACUUCUCAGAGAAGGACAUGGACCUGGUCGAGGGUAUCAAGUCCCGAAAGCAGAAGAUGCACAUCUUGAUCGAUCUGGCUCGCUCACAUGUGAACCACAAGAAGUACAAUGAGGCUGAGCCACUGGUCAAGGAGGGCUUAGAGAUGGCCAGGGAGUUCAAGAAGGUCUUCCGAGAGGCGCAGGCCUUGUCGCUCAUGGCGGAGAUCCAAUUGGCCAAAGGAAAUCACUUUGAGGCCAUGUCCUUCGUGAAGAAGUCCAAGAAGCUCUACACAAAAGAGUCAGACCGAGAAGGCCAGGUCUCCGCCUGGCUGCUCCUGGCGCGCUGCCAUUUGGCGGCCAAGAACCACGAAGAAGCGCAGAGCUCCUGUCGUGAAGCACAUGCGCUUUGCGAGGAGACCAAGAACUAUCAGCAAGAGAUUGAGGUGUGGCAACAAGUGGUGGAGCUGCAUAUGGCCACUAGCCACCAUGAGGCAGCACUGCAAGCUGCGGCGAAGCGUUUGGAGGUGGCGCAGAGGAACAAAGCCUCAGUGAAGGACCAGGUGGAGGCGUUGGAUGUGAUUUGCACCCUCUACUUGGUGAUGAAGAACGUCCCCGAAGCCGAACGCUCGGCCGCCGAGAUGCUCCGCAUGGCCAAGCUCAACGAGAGUCUCAUUGAUUUGGAGAUCGCUGCUUUGAUCCAGCUGGUCCAAGUGAACAUCCUCCGCCUCUCGGAGAGCGCGGGCGGUGCGGCGUCCGCGGGGAAGGCGUUGCAGUACGCAGAGCAGGCCUGGGCCUUGGCAUCCAGGGAUUCGGCCGGAUUGGAUUACAAGAGCUCGGCCAAGUACUGGCAUGCAGAGGCCCUCAUUGGUGCCGGAAGGCAUCCACAGGCAUUGACCGCGGCGCGAGAAGCAGAGCAGUUCUUCAAGCAGAUGGUGGUGAAGGAUUCCGGAGGCCUCUUCCGGAGCAUUUUGCUUCAGGGCCGGUUGGAGCGGUCACUGGGGAAGCUCGAAGAAUCCAAGCAGAGCGUCGAACGUGCGCUGAGCUUGGCCACCGAGGCCAAAAACCAGGCGUGGCAGAAGAUGGCCAGAGAGGAGCUCGAUCAACUUUUGCGCCCUCCGCCCACGGACGACGAUGACGAGGGCGAGCCGCUCUUCGCACGUGCCGCCGGCACGGCGGUCGCCCCGCGCAGUGGAGCACGGAGCGCUGGACUGGAUCGAAAUUUGAUCAAGGGGAAGCUGCUGGAGCACGUGCGCAGUGUGUUGACGGAGGAGGGGACUGUGGAUGCCGAGACUCCACUGCUGGACAUGGGCCUGGACAGUCUGUCUGCCAUGGAUCUGCAAAAUCUCAUCGCAUCGUCCUUUCCCUUUAGCCCUCCAUCUACCACCAUCCUCUUCGACUACCCAACGGUGCGGGAGCUCACGGAGUAUUUGGUCGACCAGAGCCAAGAAGCUGGCCUUUAGUUCACGUGGACGGAAUCCACGCCGUUCGUUUCUCGUGGCGGGGCGCCCCCUCCACCCACGAACGUUACACGUGGUUACACCACGCGUGGUCACACCGCGCGCGUUCCCGGGUGGGAGAGCGGUGAAAUCCGACGUCCGUUUUGAGCCACGCCGGGCAAUGCCAACCUUCGAACCGUCCGAUCUUCCCGGCGCUUCGCAAAAAGAGGGGCGCUUUUGCCGGAAGCCGGGGAAACAGGAGGUGGAGAGAUUGGAAAUGACCCCAACAUCUGGGGGAAUUGAGAGGUUAGGUUGCACAUGGACCCUUCAUUUCUAUGUUGGAAUAUGGUCGAAACGGAUCCGUGCAAUUCUUGAUUGUUUUGUUUUAUUUUUUGACAGGGGCUUUCAACGAUGGCCAUAAUGUGUUUGUUAUUGCUUGGCGUGGGUCACAAACUGACUCUCAACAUUUAUAUACUCCAAAUUGCACGUAGAUGAUUCAUGUAAAGGGGG
Durusdinium trenchii is the source of this 2953-nucleotide messenger RNA. Lineage: Eukaryota; Dinophyceae; Suessiales; Symbiodiniaceae. The record is from the annotation of a GenBank genome assembly.